AUGCCUCAAGUGGCCGUGGACCAGCUGCUGACCGUCCACCUCUCCAGAUACGACUAUCUCUUCAAGCUGCUCCUCAUCGGUGAUUCCGGUGUCGGCAAGUCUUGCUUGCUGCUGCGUUUCGCCGAUGAUACCUACACUGAGUCCUACAUCUCCACGAUCGGUGUCGACUUCAAAAUCCGAACGAUAGAGCUCGACGGCAAGACGGUCAAGCUGCAGAUCUGGGACACCGCCGGUCAAGAGCGAUUCCGAACCAUCACCUCGUCUUACUACCGCGGUGCCCACGGCAUCUGCGUCGUCUACGAUGUCACCGACAUGGACUCGUUUAACAACGUGAAGCAGUGGCUCCAGGAGAUCGAUCGGUACGCCACCGAGGGCGUCAACAAGCUGCUCGUGGGCAACAAGAGCGAUAUGUCCGACAAGAAGGUUGUUGAGUACACGGUUGCCAAGGAAUUCGCCGACAGCCUGGGCAUUCCCUUCCUGGAGACCUCGGCCAAGAACGCGAGCAACGUUGAGCAGGCUUUCCUCACCAUGGCCCGCCAGAUCAAGGAGCGGAUGGGCACGACGACUGCCAACAACACCAAGCCGAGCGUGCAAGUCGGCCAGGGCCAGGGCGUCGGCUCUUCGUCCAACAACAGCUGCUGCUAA
Purpureocillium lilacinum is the source of this 645-nucleotide messenger RNA. RefSeq names its product GTP-binding protein of the rab. Lineage: Eukaryota; Fungi; Ascomycota; Sordariomycetes; Hypocreales; Ophiocordycipitaceae. The record is from RefSeq and is a predicted model, not a curated record. Gene Ontology annotation, molecular function: GTP binding; GTPase activity. Gene Ontology annotation, biological process: vesicle-mediated transport.